Arabis nemorensis is the source of this 201-nucleotide messenger RNA. The record is from the annotation of a GenBank genome assembly. Lineage: Eukaryota; Viridiplantae; Streptophyta; Magnoliopsida; Brassicales; Brassicaceae.
AUGACUGGGAUACAAGGAGUAGUUGGUAUACACCAGCUCCGAUCCAGUUGCUCUACGGGUAUUCAAGCAGCUCUUGGUGAGAGGCUUGUAGCAGGCUCCAUAGUGGUUUGUGCUGGGAGAUAUGUCAUCUCUGAUGCUGCCGAGUGCUCAGAGCUCCGGAGAGCUGUCUCCGGAGACGGUUCAAGGUCGGAGGAGCUUUGA